AUGCCGACAUACUCCAGUCCCGUCUAUUUGUCGCCGCCGCCGCCUACUACGCCUACUACUACUACAACCACAACUACAACUACAACUACCAUGGACUACGGCACUGAGGAGGAAGAGGAGGAAGAGGAGGAAGAGGAGGAAGAGGAGAAAGAUGAGGAAGAGGAGAAAGAGGAGGAAGAGGAGGAAGAGGAGGAAGAGGAGGAAGAGGAGGAAGAGGAGGAAGAGGCCGAGGAAUCGUUUGAGAUUACAGUCUUUGACGAGGCACAUGCUGCGGAACCCGACUUCUAG
Molecule: messenger RNA, 288 nt
Organism: Aspergillus costaricaensis CBS 115574
Lineage: Eukaryota; Fungi; Ascomycota; Eurotiomycetes; Eurotiales; Aspergillaceae
Exons: 2
Coding region: 1-288 (95 amino acids)
Source: RefSeq, a predicted model, not a curated record